Messenger RNA from Galendromus occidentalis (western predatory mite), 5016 nucleotides. RefSeq names its product tyrosine-protein phosphatase non-receptor type protein myopic (gene mop). Gene Ontology annotation, molecular function: protein tyrosine phosphatase activity; protein binding. The coding region runs from base 1 to 5016 and encodes 1671 amino acids. The record is from RefSeq and is a predicted model, not a curated record. The transcript is spliced from 15 exons. NCBI's taxonomy places the organism in Eukaryota, Metazoa, Arthropoda, Arachnida, Mesostigmata, Phytoseiidae. Gene Ontology annotation, biological process: early endosome to late endosome transport; protein transport to vacuole involved in ubiquitin-dependent protein catabolic process via the multivesicular body sorting pathway; endocytic recycling. Gene Ontology annotation, cellular component: endosome.
AUGGAGGCCGCUCCGCGACUCCAAAUGCUGUGUUUCGAACAGAAGCUCAGUUCAAAAGUUUCGGAUUUCAGCCAUCCUUUCAAAAAGUUCAUCGCUACAUUUUACAAUGAGGAUCCGAACAAGUAUUCGAAAGCCAUAUUCGAUUUGGAACAACUCAGAACGGCCGCUUGCAAAGCCUCUAAGGAUUUCCAAGGUAUUCAAACCUUGAGAAGAUACUACUCACAACUGCGGUUGCAACAAAAUCGUUUCCCGAUGACCGAUGAUGGAGCCGCUUGCGUCGCAUUCAUGUGGUCAGAUCUCUACUCGGGCGUGAUGUUUAACAUUGCCGAUGUGAAGUACGAGCUUUCGUCGAUUCUCUACAAUAUCGGAGCCCUCCAUUCGCAACUCGGAGCGAUAGAGGAUCGAACGUCAGCCGAAGGCAUGAAAAACGCGUGUACUCACUUCCAAGCAGCUGCGUGGGCGUUCCAACACAAUCGAGACACCUAUCCGCAACCGAAGGGCUGCGACCUGUCACAUGAUCUACUGACAUUUUACUCGUUGGUAAUGCUGGCCCAAUCACAAGAGUGUAUCCUGGAAAAAUCUAUGCUUGACAACCGCAAAAGUGGGAUCUCCGCAAAAAUUGCGUCUCAAAUAGUUGACUUUUACACGAAGUCGAUCAACAAUCUGAGCUCUGACGUGAAAUCGAUUGUCGGGUCAAAGAUUUUUCAGCAAUGGAAACGCAUUUGCGAAAUGAAGGCUUCGUACUACGGUGCCUUGACAGCGCUGUAUAUGGGAAUGACGGCUGAAGAGGAUAACCAAUAUGGACUCAGGGUGGCGUGGUACAAAUUGGCCAUGGAACGUUUCGAGGAGAGUCUUCGCGCGGCGGAAGACCUCGGAAUCGAAGAGACGUUGGCAUUCACUCGUGACGUGAUCGGCGGGAAAUUAAAUGUCGGCGUGCGCGAAAACGAUUUCGUCUACCACGACAAGGUCCCGAAUGCAGAUAGCUUGCCAGAGGUUAAGGGAGCCGUCCUGGUCAAGGGAACUCCCUUCGACCCCAACGAUCCUGAGGUUUGCGGACCGGACCUUUUCGCCACAUUGAUCCCAAUGGCUGCUCACGAAGCAUCCUCUGUAUACUCGGAGCAGAAGGCACAGCUUCUUCGUCGGCUAUCGAAGGUCAUAGAGGAUAAGAACGCAGAUCUAGCCUCGUAUGAAAGCAGUCUCAAUAUAUCCAAGAAAGACUUGUUCGAGAUGAUGAAAAAACCCGUGCUGCCGCCGGACAUCAUCGAAGUCUGCGCUCAGUUCAGCACCAAUAGGCUCUCCAUAUCCGCCAUCAACAGUCAGCUCGCGCAAAUUGAUGCCAUGUCGGACGAGGUCGGAAGAUAUUUGAGUGAAGCGGAACAGCUGAUCGCGAUGUCGAAUCCGGCAAGCGUGACGUCGAACGUGGUGGCCGAUCUCAGAGCCGAAUUGAACAAAUACAAGGAGAUCCGAACUCACUCGGCCAACAAUAACGAAACAUUGAGAGAGGCCCUUGAAGCUCACGACGAUCAUCUGGCCCUUCUCCAGUUGGCUCCUGAGACUCUCGAACAGAAACUCCCUCAUGUCAUAAGCGCCACUAAAGAAGACGAGAAAGUAAUUUUAGAAUUCAUCAAACUCCUGGACAAGCUCGAAGAGAUGAAGCAACAGCGGGAGAGGUUAUUCUCUGAGCUGAGAGAUGCCCUUAUAAACGAUGACAUCACGAAACUCAUCGUGGCGAACGCUCAAGAGGAUCUCAACGAAGUCUUCGAGAGAGCCCUCGCGAAACACAAGCUAGCGAUAGCAGUACUCGAGAAAAAUCUCCUGGCUCAGGACAACAUAUUGAAAGCAGUUUCGCAAGCGAAUGCGAACACCGCGGAGAUCCGAAUGAAUUUAGAACAAGCCAGAAGACCAUGGACUACAUCCAUCGAAAACUUGCGAGCGGCAUACAAGUCGUUCGAAGAAGUUGAGAGGCAAGCCACUAAGGGCACCGAUUUCUACGGGAUUUUCGUCAACGAUGUGAGGCGACUUGCGACUCGACUCCGGAGCGUUGUCCAAGUUGAGAAGGAGCAGGAAGAGAAGCUGCGAGCUCGGCAAGCGGAAUUGGCUCGGCCUCCAGUUUUCAAGCCCGAAUCCAACCCUGCUUUCGUGUCAAGACCUCCGAAUAUACCACCGACUGCUCAGGCUCAGAACGCGCAGCCUCCGAAACUCAAAGAUUAUCUGGCCAUGAUGAACAACGCCAAAAAGAACGAAUACGUUCCGCGGGCGAUGCCCGGAUCUACCGGGAUUUCCCAGAGUCCCAUGCGACCCUCGGUAGCGAUGAGCUCGAUGGGAGAAUCGACGUCCUUGACUGGCAACACACAACCGCCUCAGAUGAGCUUACCAGCCCCAGGGAGUGCUAUGCCGCCGCAAACUCCAUCUCCGGCAGUCCUACCUCCAGGAGCUCGGAUUGUUCCCGAAGCGUCAAAUCCGACCCAGUCCCCUGCGGCUUCCUCCAACGACGCGAAACACCCGAGAAGCUCUCUGAACGUUGUCGUCCCUGGAGCGCGACCUUCUCCAUCGUCACCCGCUGCUGCACAAUCGAAUCAAGGUUACAGUGCUUACAAUGUCGAGAGCCUCGGGGGCUAUGGCCAGCCGGCUUACCAAGGGUACGCGCCCUACGCCCACUUGUACUCGGCCAACACCACCAGCUCGAACGCUGCCCCCAGACCGAGUAACGAUCCCAACAGCUCAUCGAACGCCCAACCCAUUCAGACAUCGGUGAAUGCUUACUCUUACGCCCAAUCUCCUCAGCAGCAGCAGCAGCAACAGUAUCAGACCGGAUAUCAAUACGGCCACGCAGGGGUGCCCGGUGCCCUGGGAAAUCCAAACGCGCCUCUCGAGCGCAAUAUGCCAAGUGCGGGUGUCGCAGCCCCUGCUCCGGACUCGGCGACGUCGAACAUCAGUACCGCAGUCCAAAACCACCCAAUGAGCCAAGCCCAAUACUAUGGGAACACUCAAGGGGGGGUCGCCGGCUGCCUCACGAACGUGUACAAAUGGAAUGGAUAUGAUUUCCCAACCGCAUCGCCCACGGCCAGCGCCAGCUUUGUUAUGACUAGCGGAAUGUUCAACAGUACUGUGACGAGUUCAAAUACUCUUCACAAAAGUCAGAACCCCUACGCUCAGUGCCAACAGAUGGGCACCACCCAGCAGUACCAAGGAUAUGCCGUAUCUUCUCAAGCAAGCAGUGUUCCUGGCGGAGCUACCAGCUACGUCUACCCAACUUCCGCAUCGACUGCCGUUUCAGUCGUUUCGACCUCUUCGAUGGGCACAGUCUCGACUGCAGCGAUCCAAGCCCAAGGACCAAACUCGAGGCUCUCCGCUCCGAAUGCUCUCCCCGCGGCUCCGAACAACACCCUUCCGACGAGCGCAACCAUCGGCGGGGGGACCUACAAUGCUGCACCGAACGUGGCAUUCCAAGCGCAUGCGACUCCAAUCCAGGGUCCGGUUGCGCCAAACAGCAACCCUCCCCUUCAAUAUCUGCCAGCCUCCACCUGCGGGAGUGUUCCUAACAACACCUAUAGUGUCGCCUCGAUGGGAGUAGCGCCGAUGCCCGGACAAAAUUUUCCAACGACGUCCGCGAGCACCGUGCCUGCAGCUGUCAAUCCGACGAGUCAGACCGGUCAAGGAGCGAAGAGUCUAUUGGAUGAGAGCCCGGCGCUUCCUAUGCCUUCCGAAGGUCAAAUUAUUCAGGACAUUCUUCAGCCCGUUGUACUACCCAUCGCUGCGGCCAAAAGCGCCGAAUAUGGGACUCUCAACGCUGAGACCCCAAAGGAGCCGGAGGAUAGGAAACCAGAGACGUCCGCCUCACUUAGCACCAAGACAGCAGAUGCCAACGAGAAGUCGACCGAGGGAAUCUGUGAUUCGAAGCCAGAAAGAUCUCUGGAUGAUCCGAGGACGUUGCAGAAUUUCCGGAACCUAUUCGACCAGCUCGAUGAUUACACAAGGACUUUCAACCUGGAAAAUCGCUGGAAAGAAUUUCUGGACCUUCAGGAGACAGAAGCGCGAGCGCUCAAAAUUUCCGUUGGUAGGAUCUGUUCGAUGAAGAACCGCUUCCCUGACAUCAUGCCGUACGAUUACAACCGAGUCGUAUUGAGCACAACGAAAGAUGACUACAUCAACGCCUCCUUUUUGAAAUCAACACCUUCAACGAACGAGCCAAAUUGUAUCUUGACCCAAGCACCGAUUCCUUCAACAUUGGAAGAUUUCUGGGCCAUGGUCUGGGAACAAAGUGCAGAAACGAUGCUCUCUCUCUCAUCUUUCCAAGAGUUGUCAUCGCAACUCUUCUUCCCCUCUGAGAAGGGAACAACCCAAAGUUACGGUCACUAUCAGGUGUCGGUGCAGUCGUAUACAGAGAAGGAGUGCGGGCUAUUCACUGAAAGACUCCUCAGUGUAUCCGGUCCUCAGGGACCGGCUAAGAACCUCAUUCUUCUCCACCUAAAUGAAUGGACGAGGGACGUGUCCAAGCUGGCUCUCUUUGGGAAACAAGUUCUCUACUACUACAACAGCCAAAAACGGAAAGAGAGCCCGGUGAUCAUACAGUGUCUCGGAGGCUGCGGCCGCUCUGGGCUAAUUGCGUUCUGCCUCAAAUGGUUGUCGAAUCUGGAGGAAGCUCGACUUCUCCCGAUCACGUCCCUCCUCGCAGAUCUCGUCCGAGGGAGGAAAUUAGUUCUUUUGGAGAAAGACCAGUUGAAAACGUGCGUCGAGCUCGCACAUUUCACGACCCGUUCGCUUCUGGUGGAAAGAGGCUGCAUCGAGCAGAUCAGCGAAAAGUCUACCGAAAUGGAAGAGAUCCACUACAAAGAGAAGAACGGCGAGAAGCUAACGGUCGAAGAGAGACUUAUACAGGACUUGAUGGCUGGCUUCCAGGUGAAAACGAAAAUCACGAAAGAGAGUUUCGAGAAACCUCGGGGCUUGGAAUCGUCAGCCGGUGAUCCAAGCGAUCCUCUGAGUCAGUUGGAUCCGCUUUGGAGCUUGAAGAAAUGA